AUGCCGCUUCACCUUCUCGGCAAGAAGAGCUGGAACGUAUACAACACCGCCAGCAUCGACCGCGUCCGCCGCGAUGAAGCAGAAGCGAAAGCCCGCGAAGAGGCCGCCGAGCAGCGCAUGCAAGAGGAAGAUGCCCAGCGUCGAAUGGCACUGCUUCGAGGCGAAGAGGUCCCCGCGCUACCACAAGCAGAAACUCUCGAAGAAAACGAGAGGGAAGGAAAGCGACCAAGAGACGAGACCUACGCCCAACGCGACCGGAAACGCCGCCGUCUACGUGGAGAAGACGACACAGACCGCGACAUCCGCUACGCGAAACUCGAUUCUUCCAAGGACAAGUCUUCGCAGUCUCUGCUGCUCCAUGGCAAAGAAAAGGAUGCCCCGUUGCAAGACCACGCGGGCAACAUCUCCCUCAUCCCAGCUCCAGACGAAUCCUCCAUCCGCACGACGCAAAAGAACGCCGAAGUAGAAGCUGAGAAAGCCAAGCAGAGGAAGAGAGACGAGGAUCGGUAUACCCUCCGUUUCAGCAAUGCAGGUGGUUUCAGCCAGAACAUGCAGCAAAAGCCUUGGUAUACGUCUCCCACAUCCCCUAUUCCCUCAACAACCAACGCUGCCGAAAAGGACGCUUGGGGCAACCAAGACUCUCGUCGCCGAGAACGCGAACGCGCGCGUGUCUCCUCUAACGAUCCUUUCGCCGUAAUGCAGCAGGCUCAAAUGCAGCUGAAGCAGAGCGAACGGGAUAGAGAAGCCUGGGCGAAGAAGCAGAAAUCCGAAAUGGGAGAGCUGAAAAAGCAGGAGCGACACGAUAGAGAGCGAAGACCAAAGAGUUGUGACGAUGACGAUGUUGAUAGUCUGGACGGUUUCUCGCUCGACGCUCCUGCCGAGCGGAAUGGUCACGACAGACGUCGAAAGCAUCGCCACCACCAUCACCAUCACCAUCACCAUCGCCGGCACAAGCACCGCAGUCGCAGUCGAAGUCGAAGUCCCGGUCGCCAUAGAGAUCGGGACAGACAUAGGCAUCGACGACGCGAUGCUGCUUAA
Lecanosticta acicola is the source of this 1038-nucleotide messenger RNA. Lineage: Eukaryota; Fungi; Ascomycota; Dothideomycetes; Mycosphaerellales; Mycosphaerellaceae. The record is from the annotation of a GenBank genome assembly.